AUGAACACCCAAACCACACUGGCAGGCUUGUUGGCCGCCAAGUUUCUGCUCGCCUUGACGCCGUAUGGCGAUCAGUUACAAGAGAACCAGAUACUCACAUCACCGUUAAAUGCAUAUCCGCGCCUUCGUGAGGGCAUAUACCUAUUCGAGCACGGUAUAGAUCCAUACUCUGGAGGAACAUUCCGACAUUCUCCGCUCUUUCUCUCCCUCUUUGCGUGGUUACCCACAUGGCGAAUACUGAACGCGCUGCUGUGGACUGGCGCGGAUGCCAUCGCUGUAUGGGCUCUUGCCUCGAUUUGGGAAGCACGAUCUGGUGGAGACCGUAGUCGCACCGGCCUCAUAGGCGCAAUAUACCUCGCGAACCCUUACCUUUUCCUACCUUCUCUGGCGUCUGCAACAUCUACCUUCGACAAUGCACUUGUCCUGCUAUCCCUCAAGUACGCUGCGGAACACAACACUUCGCCCGCGCUGCUAGCUCUCGCAGCAGCUUCACAUCUAUCAUUACCCGCCAUCCUGCUGCUUCCUUCGAUUCUGCUACUUCUGGCUAGCGAUCCACACUCGCAUCUUGCAUCACCGAAACCCUUCGCAGGUGACUGGAAGCGGAUGGCACCGGCUGCCGGAGAGUUCACCGCGUACUUCGCCGUUCUGACGCUCGCGUCAAGUGUCGUGGCUGGUGGGCUCAGCUGGACACACAACUCAUGGGCCGCGAACUUCCUGUUGCCCGAUCUGACGCCCAACCCUGGGUUAUGGUGGUACUUCUUUACGGAAAUGUUCGACGACUUCAGGCCGUUCUUCCUCAUGGUGUUCUCAAUGCAUCUGCUUAUCUACGUAGCGCCCAUGUGCCUAAAGUUUCAGCACGACCCACUAUACGCGAACUUCCUCUUGAUCGGCAUCCUCGCAAUAUUCAAGCCGUACCCCACACUUUCGGACCCAGGGCUCUUCUUGAGCAUGAGCGUACUCUUUCCGGAGGUCUACCAACACAUGAGAUACCCCAUAGUCACGACGCUCCUCCAUCUGCAUGCCUUCUUGCUCAUGCCACUCUUCCACCACCUGUGGGUCAGCACCGGCACGGGGAAUGCUAACUUCUUUUACGCUAGCACCCUUGUAUUCGGUCUUGCGAAUGGCGGGGCGCUGUUGGACUUGAUCUGGGCCGGUUUGAGGAUUGCUAUCGGGGAGAUUCCGGAGGGCCACUCCGUUGCACAAGAGUAG
Molecule: messenger RNA, 1209 nt
Organism: Peniophora sp. CBMAI 1063
Lineage: Eukaryota; Fungi; Basidiomycota; Agaricomycetes; Russulales; Peniophoraceae
Source: the annotation of a GenBank genome assembly